Condylura cristata (star-nosed mole) is the source of this 5494-nucleotide messenger RNA. It is a transcript of the gene GIT2, whose product is annotated as G protein-coupled receptor kinase interacting ArfGAP 2. Lineage: Eukaryota; Metazoa; Chordata; Mammalia; Eulipotyphla; Talpidae. The record is from RefSeq and is a predicted model, not a curated record. Gene Ontology annotation, biological process: regulation of ARF protein signal transduction; brain development. The transcript is spliced from 20 exons. Gene Ontology annotation, molecular function: protein binding; GTPase activator activity. Bases 171 to 2450 code for a protein of 759 amino acids.
CCUCCUCGCGCUUGCGUGCUGCGCCGCGGCUGCGAGGCGCUGAGGGGAGAGGCGCCGCCGCCUGCGCUGCCGCCAGCGCCGCCGCGGAGACCCGUUAGAGCGGAAGCGCCGCCGCCGCCGCCUUCGCUGUGUGGGGGUCCCAGGUUCUCGGCAGGUGGGCGGCGGGAGCCAUGUCGAAGCGGCUCCGGAGCAGCGAGGUGUGCGCUGACUGCAGCGGGCCGGAUCCUUCCUGGGCAUCAGUAAAUAGGGGAACGUUUAUAUGUGAUGAGUGCUGCAGUGUCCAUCGGAGUCUAGGACGCCAUAUCUCUCAAGUAAGGCAUCUCAAACAUACGUCAUGGCCUUCAACAUUGCUUCAGAUGGUUGAAACCUUGUAUAACAAUGGUGCUAAUUCUAUAUGGGAGCAUUCUUUGCUGGACCCUGCCUCUAUUAUGAGUGGAAGACGUAAAGCCAACCCACAGGAUAAAGUACAUCCUAAUAAAGCAGAAUUCAUCAGAGCCAAGUAUCAGAUGUUAGCAUUUGUUCAUCGCUUGCCCUGCCGGGAUGAUGAUAGUGUAACUGCCAAAGAUCUUAGUAAGCAACUCCAUUCAAGCGUGAGAACAGGGAAUCUUGAAACCUGUUUGAGGCUGUUAUCUUUAGGAGCACAAGCCAACUUCUUUCACCCUGAAAAAGGGAACACCCCGCUUCAUGUUGCCUCCAAAGCAGGGCAGAUUUUACAGGCAGAAUUAUUGGCAGUAUAUGGAGCAGACCCAGGUACACAAGAUUCUAGUGGGAAGACUCCUGUUGAUUAUGCAAGGCAAGGAGGGCACCAUGAGUUGGCAGAUCGCCUUGUAGAAAUUCAGUAUGAGCUGACUGACAGACUAGCCUUCUAUCUGUGUGGCAGGAAACCAGAUCACAAAAAUGGACAGCACUUUAUAAUACCUCAAAUGGCAGAUAGCAGCCUGGAUUUGUCUGAAUUGGCAAAAGCUGCUAAGAAGAAACUUCAGUCUCUAAGUAAUCAUUUGUUUGAAGAACUUGCCAUGGAUGUGUACGAUGAAGUUGACAGGCGAGAGACUGAUGCAGUCUGGCUCGCCACACAAAACCACAGCACCCUGGUAACCGAGACAACUGUUGUCCCCUUCCUUCCGGUUAAUCCUGAGUACUCAUCCACACGGAACCAGGGCAGACAGAAAUUAGCUCGAUUUAAUGCCCAUGAAUUUGCCACCCUGGUUAUUGAUAUACUCAGUGAUGCCAAAAGGAGACAACAAGGCAGUCCUCUCUCUAGUUCAAAAGACAAUGUGGAGCUCAUACUGAAAGCAGUGAAUAACCAGCACAGUGGCGAGAGUCAAGACAACGAUCAGCCGGACUAUGACAGUGUGGCCUCAGAUGAAGACACAGAUUUAGAAACUGUUGCCCCCAAGGCAAACAGGCAGAAGAGCCUAGAUUCAGAUUUAUCAGAUGGACCAGUCACUGUACAGGAAUUUAUGGAGGUCAAAAACGCUCUAGUGGCUUCUGAGGCCAAGAUACAACAGCUAAUGAAGGUGAAUAACAACUUGAGUGACGAGCUGAGAAUUAUGCAGAAAAAGCUUCAAACACUCCAGAGUGAAAAUUCGAACCUCAGGAAACAGUCCACAACCAAUAUAUAUCAGGUGCAAACUGGUUCUGAGUACACAGAUACUUCCAACCACUCUUCCUUAAAGCGACGUCCAUCUGCCCGGGGCAGUAGGCCCAUGUCUAUGUACGAGACGGGAUCAGGUCAGAAACCCUAUCUCCCACUGGGAGAAGUGGACCACCCUGAAGAGAGCAGGACAAGACUCCAGCCUUUCCCUGCACACAUCGGGAGGAGUGCGCUUGUGACCUCCUCUUCAUCUCUGCCUUCCUUCCCCUCCACACUCUCCUGGUCCAGGGACGAAAGCGCCAGAAGGGCAUCCAGGCUGGAGAAGCAGAACAGCACACCUGAAAGUGACUAUGACAACACUCCCAAUGACACGGACCCAGAUGACAUGGGGUCCAGCAGAAAGGGGAGGCAGAGGAGCAUGGUGUGGCAAGGUGAGGGCUCAGUACCAGAGGCAGCAGAAGCUCACACAGCCCCCAGCUCCGUCCUCCCCAGCACUGAGGAUGUCAUCCGGAAAACUGAGCAGAUCACCAAAAACAUACAGGAGCUCCUAAGAGCAGCCCAAGAAAAUAAACAUGACAGUUAUAUUCCCUGCUCAGAGAGGAUACACAUAGCUGUUACAGAAAUGGCAGCAUUAUUCCCCAAAAAACCCAAGUCUGACAUGGUGAGGACAUCCCUCCGCUUACUGACAUCCAGUGCCUACCGACUCCAGUCAGAGUGCAAGAAGGCCUUCCCCGGGGACUCGGGCCUGCCCACGGACAUCCAGCUGGUCACACAGCAGGUCAUCCAGUGCGCAUACGACAUCGCCAAGGCCGCUAAGCAGCUGGUCACCAUCACCACUAGAGAGAACAACAACUGACGCUGCAGCCUGGCCUCUGCCCCAGGCUUUGUGAAGUCCACUUUGAAGUUGAGACAUGAGACUCUUCCGGUUUUUACAGAGACAGAGAUUUAAUGAAAGUUUAAUACUUUUUAAAAGAAAAUUCAGUAUUAUUUUUGCAUGUUUUCUAACAAUUUUUCAACUAUUAAUUUAACCCACUUGCCUUAUUUUGUGCCUGUUUGCCAGUUUACUUUCUGACAUUCUUGUACUGUCGUGACUGUUGAGUUCAUGGUCAUAGACAUCCACAAGCGUAGCCUCAUUGUUUAACAUUUGUUAGAAAGUUUCCGCCCUUUAAAACUUUCUGCCGAUGGUUAAAACUAUAAAUGAGCUCUCCAGUAAAACACUUGAGAGAGCUGGGUUUAAAAAGAGAAUCAAAAAUCACCAUUACCUGUUCCCUACCAAGCAUUGUGCAAUAAGUGGAUUUUCUAGCCUCUGGCCUGAUCUCUUUAAGGCUGGGGUAUCUCCAAGCAUGUAUAUAGAGAAUGGGCUUUGCCAUUUUCUAAAAAUAGUGUAGUGGUCUCUCCUGGAAGGAAACAAUGAAUUGUUCCAUUUCUUUUCUCUGUUCUAGCAUGUUCAGUGUUUUUUUGUUUGAUCUUUCUCUCUUGCUCUUCUGCCCCUGUUUGACGCCCUGUCCUGAAUCUGCCUGGCAUCAGACGAUUGCUCAUCCUCCAGCUCGUGUCUCGUUCAGUCUUGUCCAGUUGGGCACACUGUCCACGUUACCAUGUGUGGGCCGGUGUUCUGCUUCCCCCCAGACACUGGACAUUUCAUUCCGAAAGGACAGCAGAGAAACAUUAUGCAGACGCCUUAACUGACUGUGCCACCCAUGCAGAUGUCACUGCCAUAAACUGAGGAGACGCUCAGCUCCCUGACAGGGCCAAAACCCUGUCAUGCCUUUGACCCCUGAAGCUUUCCCACAUGGUCUGCUCCACGUGACUCCUCACCUGAAAGGCCUUCUUCUAAGAGUUACAGCAGCCAUCCAUGCUCAUUUCCUUGCUGGUACGUAAAAAUUAGACAUCACCUUUCAAGAAUCCCUUACAUAGAGUCUCUCUCUUCCAUUCUCCCAAAGUUACGAGUGAGUACAGAUUUAAGUUCUAGAACAAUUGAGAUUGCUUCCUGUGUUUCUAAAAUGAUCUUUCUUGUCCUGAAUGCUAAUGCAUGUCCUCGUCGCUGCCGACAGUUCUUUGUGUGACCAGACCCAGACCAGAGCCGCCAGGCAGUGUGAUGGGGUGAGUCAGGCCUGGGUAUGGGGCGCAGUGAGGGGGCCCAGGGCUCACCCAUCACAGACAGUCUCUCCCCAGCUCCACUCAGGCUGCUGUGUGGAAUAGUGAGCGGGGGGGUUGUCAGAGCUUUGUUUUUGGUUUUUUUUUUUUUUUUUUUUUUUUUAAGAUAUACCACAAUUCUGGCUAUUUCUUGUGCCAUUUCUUUGCAGACGUUGGCGGCUAAUGUACUCAUAAGCACAUGUGUCGGGGAGUUCUCUUCUCUAGCCUGCCAGCUCAUAGCCUCCACCACAGGGUGCAGUGUGAGGCCCUGGGUUCCCUGCUCCCUGGUUCGGCAUGGAGCCUCACCUGUCAUGUGGCUGCCAUACCCUGUGUUAUGUUGCUCUUAGUCCAUGUUUAGCCCUGUGUCCCGCCCACAAUGCUCACGCACAUACCUGAUGAAGUCAGAGUAAUCGAGUUGCCUAGAUACACGCUGAAUAAGCCUGUAUAUUUACAGAACUGUUUGAUUCACAAACACCUUUAUCGCUUGACCAUAUGCUGUUGUGAAAGGAGCACCACAGUGGUGUUUGGUUUACUAAGCUGAGGCAUGUGGAGGCUUUUGCCAGGUUUUGCUACACUGAGAAGUAGUGUCAAAGCUCAUCCACUUGCUUGGCUGCACAACCCUAAGUGCCGCGCUCCUGUUGGAUGCUCAGAGGAUGCCCUCUGAAAGGAGGUCGUCUACCUUAAGUUCAAGCCCUGGUUGACAGCCUUGUCUGCAUGCUGCAUGUACUUAACUGACCCUCUGGGCUGCAAGCACUGUCCUCGUGUGGGCCUGCUAGUGGCCCUCGGGAGUGACCCUUAGCAGUCCUGAGUUGGUGCCCCUGACCUCACUGGGAGCACAGACUUCUGGCCGGUGAGCCAUCCGCCUGUUCGCUUGGAUGGAGGAUGCUAUUUCUGUGUCCUUAAAUAAAAUCAAGAAGCAUGGGAACCAACAAAGUACUUCCAGUUGUAGGCGUACUCAGGAAGCGUGCAACUGCUCUGUUAACGCUGCGGUGCCAAACUGGAAACAAGUUCCAGGUGGAGUGGCGCCGUGUGCCGGGAGGCUCCAGGCGUCCUCGCGCCCCUGCACUCCCCUGCACCACCUGGGGCCUCGUGUCGAGGUGCUCAGGUGCCGUCAGCAAGUCGCACCUUGUUCUGCCCACCUUUUGCACGUGGGUCCCGUAGCCUUGCACUAGUGUCUGCAUUCUGUGACAUCAUUCUCUACCCUUCAUUCUCAGAUCCCCACCUCACCCUACCCCCAAAGCUGAUAGGAUGGAGGUGCACUUUACAUAACUGGCACUUGCUAAAGAGAAGGAAACAGCUCCACCCCUAAGCUCCUUUCGCUGAAAUCAUCUGCCUCAACGCAAAUAGUUCUUAUUUGCCAAAGAACAACGAAUUGGGCCCAAAGAUCAAAUACAGAAUCUCAUAAAAUUGAAGCUAUAGACGCACAACUCAGGAGCUGUUAAGACAAUUCUUAAGCAAUUAAAGUUGCAAAAGCCAAUAGUGAAGCUAGCAUGUGUUGGUGCUCAAACUGCAGCCACAAGCUUCCCGGUAUUAUUAUACUUUCUUUCCUUGUCCAAGUCAGAGGUCCUUAUUUUUACGAAAGAAAAUGCUGCAUAGGAAAAUGAAAUGUCUUUGGUUCAAAUGUGUUUUAUUCAUGUCAUCCUUAUUCUGUAUUUUUCAUUGUUAUUGUACAUUCUACUCCUGUAAUUACUGUACGACCCUCUAAGUGUUGUAAAAUCUUGGAAUAUGUGCCUGCUAGUUAUGCAAUAAACAGGCUCUAUAAGUGCC